GAAAAGUGUUUAUCUGUGUCGUCUCCUCUUUGAACGCCGACGGCGGAACUCGUCACGUCAGUCGCUGCCAGAAACUCUGCGUGGGCUCGUUCGAAAAACACUAUGAGUUUACAAGAGAUCUUUGAGAACAUGAAGCUGGCCCGUGAAUAUGCUUUGCUGGGAAACUACAACUCCGCCAGUGUUCUCUACCAAGGCCUGCUAGAACAAAUCAAGAAACAUGUGUACACAACACGAGACCCUAGUCUUCAACAGAGAUGGCAGAGCGUAAAUAAUAGGAUGAUUAAAAACAAGAACAAUCAGCUCGGACGCUAUUAUAUAUCUGGUUUCUUUCUCCAGUUGUGGCAAGAAGUUAGCGAGGAGAGCAGCCAGGUUCAAGACCUCCUGUCGACACUGGAGAGCGUUCAGCUGCACGCCGGAGCUGUUAAACCAAUUGAACCAGACGAUUUUGAGAUGAGGCCUGUGCCCAUUGAACCAAGGCAUUCCCCAUGUCCUGUCAGGAGGCCUACAAACCCGUAUAAAGACACCAAGCCAAUCAACAACCGCCUCAGCGUGGCCGUGAAUGCCCAGCAAAGGCAUUCAUCUCGUGGGGCCAACGGGGGCAGACACAAACCCGCUAAGGGCAAAACAAAAGAAACGAACGACGCAUCUGCUGGCAAAGCAAAGGAAGAUAAGAGCAAAGGAGAUGGCCAGGAAAAAGAAUUGAAAAAGUUUGAUGGGACAGGAUAUGACAAAGACCUUGUGGAAGCCCUGGAGAGAGAUAUCAUAUCUCAGAAUCCAAACGUUAAAUGGGACGACAUUGCAGACCUCGGUGAUGCAAAAAAACUCCUGAAAGAAGCGGUUGUGUUGCCAAUGUGGAUGCCAGCCUUUUUCAAAGGCAUACGGAGGCCAUGGAAGGGAGUGCUCAUGGUGGGACCUCCCGGCACAGGGAAAACACUUUUAGCAAAGGCGGUUGCAACUGAAUGCAGGACUACUUUCUUCAACGUCUCCUCAUCAACACUGACCUCUAAAUACAGAGGAGAGUCUGAAAAGUUAGUGCGCCUGCUCUUUGAGAUGGCCCGAUUUUAUGCUCCCACUACGAUCUUCAUCGAUGAAAUCGACUCCAUGUGCAGUCGCAGAGGUACCUCUGAGGAACAUGAGGCCAGUCGAAGAGUCAAGGCAGAACUGCUGGUGCAGAUGGACGGUGUUGGUGGAGCAUUGGAAAAUGAUGACCCCUCAAAGAUGGUGAUGGUGCUGGCUGCCACCAACUUCCCGUGGGACAUUGAUGAGGCUCUGAGAAGACGUUUAGAGAAAAGGAUUUACAUUCCCCUGCCCUCAGCAAAAGGACGGGUGGAGCUGCUCCGGAUUAGCCUGAAGGAGUUGGAGCUGGCCAAUGAUGUGGAUUUAGACAAGAUCGCUGAGCAGAUGGAAGGUUAUUCAGGAGCUGACAUCACAAACGUGUGCAGGGACGCCUCCCUGAUGGCCAUGAGGCGAAGAAUCGAAGGGCUCACACCAGAGGAGAUACGCAACAUCUCCCGGGAUGAGAUGCACAUGCCCACCACCAUGGAGGACUUUGAGGCAGCGCUGAGGAAAGUUUCCAAAUCUGUGUCGGCAGCAGACCUCGAGAAGUAUGAAAAGUGGAUUGAGGAGUUUGGGUCCUGUUGAAGGGUUGAGACUCGGCCGGGUGAUAUGAGUUGUUGUUCAUAUCUUCCUGGGGAUAACAGAGAGAGGUGGUUGUUUGUUUUGUAAAUGUGUUAAUAAGAUUUCACAUAAUCAUCUGUAGUUUUUAAAUAUGAGAGGGUUUUUUUGUUUUUUUGCAACACACACACACACACACACAUUUGUUUUUGUGCCUUUACAUAUGCCUUGGAUCAUUGUGUGACAAUAUUAUAUAAGCGCAACACCAAAAGGUCAUCUCUCGACACUUCUUUUGUAUGGAAUUGUGUGUUUCUUGCACAUUCUAGAAGAAGUAGAAUUCUAUAAAUAAAAUGGUAUUUUUGAAAGAAAACUGUCACGCGAUGUUGAAAUAUCUAAUUCCCUUUUGAAAUGUGUGCAAAAGCUUUACAUUGUGUUCAAAAUACAAUUUCACAGGGCUUCUCCACUUCCCAUGGGCCUACUAUCCGUGGGAGGGCCCAAGUGGGUCGAGAGCCGGGGACCCCCGGCUACAGAAACUGGCUCUAGAGACGUGGAAUGUCAGCUCUCUGGCAGCGAAGGAGCCCAAGCUGGUGUGCGAUGUUGACAAGUUACGACUCACCUCCCCACACACUUUGGGCUUCGGUCCCGGUCCUCUUGAGAGGGGUUGGUUUAAAAGCUCCUCGAUGGCAGUGCCCCAGGGGGGAAUGAGAGCCGCCCCAAAUCUGAGGCCAUUGUCCUCAGGUUGAAAAGGGUGGAUUGCCCUCUCCGGGUCAGGGAGGAAAUCCUGCCCCAAGUGGAGGAGUUGAAGUAUCUCGGGGUCUUGUUCGCGAGUGAGGGAAGAAUGGACCGGAAGACUAACAGGCAAAUCGGUGCAACGUCUGCAGUGAUGCGGACUGUGUAUUGGUCUGUCAUGGUGAAGCGGGAGCGGAGGUGAAGCUCUCGAUCUACCUGUCGAUUUAUAUUCCUUCCCUCAUCUAUGGUCACGAGAUCACAGAUACAAGGGGCCGAAAUGAGUUACCUCCACGGGGUGUCUGGCCUCUCCCUUCGAGAUGGGGUGACGAGCUCGGGAUGGCCCAGGACACGCUGGAGAGACUACAUCUCUUGGCUGGCCUGGGAACGCCUUCUGGACGAAUUGGCUGGGGAGAGGGAAGUCUGAGCUUCCCUGGUUAAACCGCUGCCACCACGACCUGACCUCCGAUUAGCGGUGGAAAAUGGAUGGGGCUUCUCCAGCAAAUUUGAGGAAUGAUCUCGCUGAAAUGCACCUUACGUUACCCUACUGCAGUGCUUCUCAAUUGUUUUCUGUUACGACCCCCUCAGGAAGAGGAGGAAAAAAAUUUGCGGCAGCCCCCGCGAGUACGCCUCUGUAUGACAUUCUAUGUAAAGGAUAAUCUAAUCUAAUCCUUAUAAACAUUGGAGAAAGUACAAAAGAAAGAUAUAGACUGCCAUCUACUGCAGUGGAUGUGCAAUUACACUUCAUUCUCAUACAGCAAAUCAUGUUCUUCAGGGUCUCACAUGCCCCCCCCCCCCGGCGACCCCACUAUUUGAGAAGCACUGCCCUACUGUAUGUACUGUAUAGACCAGCGAUUCUCAAAAAGUGGGUCGCGAACAGUUACGGAAAGAAAAAUGAAAUGUAUUUCUCCUUGUUUUUUCGGUACAGUACAGAGGCGUACUAGGUUCCCACACGGAAAUUCGUAGUAAAGUGACACAAAGGUUACUUCCUUGGGCUCAAGAGGCCACUAGUUUACUCUGUAAACAAAUACUGUUCAGCUCAGCCCUUGACUGGCAGACUUCAUGCCGAGCAAUAUGCCUUUGGCGGUACAGCAAAUGCAUUUGAAAUUAAAAUAUACUGUGCAUGUUUUCGGAGGCUAUUUUUAAACCCAAAUCUUUAUUGUUCUUAACUUCUCGGAAAGUGGGUCACGACUUUGCAACAAUAGGAAAAUGCAGGUCCCAGGGUGACGACAGUUGCGAAACACUAUCGGCAAAUGUUUUGAGACACCCUAAUGGAGGGUUAGCUCGAUACAUUAGAACAUAGGUGUCGAACUCGAGGCCUGGGGGCCACGUCAUUUCAUUACCCAAAUUGUCAUAAUAAUAAACAAUAUAUAUUGAUAUUGCAUUUUUUUUGUUACCAAACCAUUCUUCUACAGUAACACAUACUGUUAUCGUUGUCUUCUGAUUUCAAAACUAGUUGUCCCUCAAUUUGUUGUGUAAUGGUAAUCUGUUUUGGUUAUUAAAUAUUUAUAUGGUUUCACUGUUCUAACGGCCCUCUGAGGGAAAUCAUAACUGCAACUACAUUUAAAAAAAAAAACGUAAUCUAAAUGUGUAAAAUGAAAAUGGAAUACAAUG
Phycodurus eques (leafy seadragon) is the source of this 3954-nucleotide messenger RNA. It is a transcript of the gene katna1, whose product is annotated as katanin p60 (ATPase containing) subunit A 1. Gene Ontology annotation, biological process: microtubule severing. The coding region runs from base 103 to 1641 and encodes 512 amino acids. Lineage: Eukaryota; Metazoa; Chordata; Actinopteri; Syngnathiformes; Syngnathidae. The transcript is spliced from 10 exons. The record is from RefSeq and is a predicted model, not a curated record. Gene Ontology annotation, molecular function: ATP hydrolysis activity; microtubule severing ATPase activity; microtubule binding. Gene Ontology annotation, cellular component: microtubule cytoskeleton.